AUGUGGUAUUUUUUAGGCAUUCCGUUGCGGCAUCGCAAUACACAGUGUGUACACACUGUUUAUGAUUCAUCAGCUGUCGUUAGUUCGAGAAAGUUGAGAACGAAAACAACACGCAAAAAGAACGCAGUUUACAAAAAGUCGGUUAAAUCUUUAUUGUUUAGAGCAUUACAAAAACUUUUCGGAAUGUCGAUCAACACGGCACACGCCAAUAAUGGCGUGCUAAUACACGCAGGCGAAUACAUUUUAUUGCACAGCGAUAGCGUGACCAUGGACUUCUCGGGGCAGGAUAAUCCACUGUUCCAAGGCUCCAAGCAGGGACGCAUCUAUUUGACGUCGCAUCGUAUGAUCUUCAACAACAAGAAACCAGCCGAUACGAUGCAAUCCUUCAGCGCACCUUUUGUGGCUCUAUCGGAUGUGGAGAUCGAGCAGCCCGUCUUUGGUGCCAACUACAUCAAGGGCAAGGUGCGCGCCCAGCCGAAUGGCAACUACGUGGGCGAAGUGAAGUUCAAGCUCUACUUCAAGGCGGGCGGCGCCAUCGAGUAUGGUCAAGCAUUGCUGCGUGCUGCUAAAACAGCGCAGGGCAACUUCCAUCGCGGCGGCCUUGCUGGCGAUGAUCCACCACCCUACGCACCGGCUGGCGCAUGGCAUGAGGCGCCACCACCGGCGUAUCAGCCGCCACCCGGCUACUAUGGUUGGUUGCCGCAGCACGAUGCCUUCAGUGGCCCAGCUCCGAAUACGGUGUACAUCAGCGACAAUCCGCCGCCGUAUCCGGGCAUCACACCGCAACCGCACCAACAACCGUACCAGCAACCGUAUCAACAACCGCAGCAGCCACCACAGCAGCAGCCAACUGAACCCACUUGGUAUGGUUUUUCAGCACCACCAGAUCAGCAACCACAGCAACCACAACAGCCUGGCUAUGGAGCACAAGGCUGGAACGGUGGCUAUGCUCAGCCGCCACCAUAUGCGUCCGUUGGUGGUCCAGCUGGUGGUCCACCUUAUGGCGGUGGUGUUCCAGCUCAAGUUUAUGGAGGCGGCCCUGCUGCUCCCUAUGGAGGCUACAAUCCCAAUAUACCCAGUGGUUUCAUGCAGCCCGGCUUGCAGCCAGCAGGCUAUCCGGGACAGCAGCCGAAUGGAUAUCCAGGCGGUAUGCCACCACAGCAGCAACCAGGUGGCUAUCCACCACAGCAACAACCUGGUGGCUAUCCACCACAGCAGCAGCCAACAGCUUCUGGCUCUGCUGCCAAUGCCGCUGGCGGUGCGGCAUCUGCCAACUUUAUGGGAUUCAGCUUGCCACCUGGAAAUUCAAAGGAAGCUGAAGCUGCGGCCAGCGCCUACAAUACACCCUACAACCAAGGACCUAGUGCACCCGGAGCCAAUGAUUUACCGCCAUCAUAUAACAAUUUGCCACCCAGCUACGAUGAUGCAUCGAAGAAGCAUCAAUAAUAAAAGCUUCUGUUAACAAUAAAAUAUUAUAAAUAUAUAGUAGACCACAAAACGGCUCAUUCCACAAUCCUUAAAUUGUGCAAGGACUUGUAUAGCAUACGACUUAAUCGCCUAUAAUUGUUUAUAAAAUUUUGCUUCGUUAACUAUGCACUGCAAAAAGUA
Drosophila sulfurigaster albostrigata is the source of this 1608-nucleotide messenger RNA. It is a transcript of the gene Wbp2, whose product is annotated as WW domain-binding protein 2. The record is from RefSeq and is a predicted model, not a curated record. Gene Ontology annotation, cellular component: nucleus. NCBI's taxonomy places the organism in Eukaryota, Metazoa, Arthropoda, Insecta, Diptera, Drosophilidae. Gene Ontology annotation, biological process: positive regulation of DNA-templated transcription. Gene Ontology annotation, molecular function: transcription coactivator activity; chromatin DNA binding.